Messenger RNA from Eurytemora carolleeae, 1201 nucleotides. Its product is annotated as zinc finger Y-chromosomal protein 1. Gene Ontology annotation, cellular component: nucleus. Gene Ontology annotation, biological process: regulation of transcription by RNA polymerase II. Lineage: Eukaryota; Metazoa; Arthropoda; Copepoda; Calanoida; Temoridae. The record is from RefSeq and is a predicted model, not a curated record. The transcript has 4 exons. The annotation marks the transcript as partial. Gene Ontology annotation, molecular function: RNA polymerase II transcription regulatory region sequence-specific DNA binding; DNA-binding transcription factor activity, RNA polymerase II-specific.
UUUGUGGAGAUCAGUGAGAAUAUCGAAGAAAUAGAUGAUGAUAAAGUUUGUACAGAUAUCUCGGAAGAUAUUAAGAUUGAUGUAGAAGAUGUUAUAAACUGUGAUGUAAACCCAGGUGAUGAACUUAAUAGGAGUACACUUACAGAAACCCCGGUUGAAAAAGACCAUGAGACCAUGUCGAACAAGAAGCUUGGUCUUGCAGUGAAGAGAGUCAGGUCUAAAGAUCCCUACUCAUGUUCUUCAUGUAAAUUCCAAACUACCUCUAAAUUUAAAUUGAGGAAGCACAAAGCUAGUGAACAUAAAAGGAUUCUACCACAGUGUGCUCAAUGCGGAUAUUCAGCUCAGAAUAUAAAGGAAUUGAGAAAACAUGUUAGAGAUAAUGCUGCAUGCAAGGAAAACCCAGUAAACGAGGAGAAAGUUAAAAAAUGUGUGAAGAGAAUAGUAAAACCCAAUCAUCAAUCUGAAGAUUCAGCGAGCAAAGAGAACUCAAUGUAUCUGUGUGAUCAGUGUGAAUUUACUACCAGGCUACCAACAUAUCUGAAGAUUCACAUGAAGACUGCACAUGAAAAUGUUCGGUAUCCCUGCCAUCUCUGUGAUUAUAAGGCGACACGAACAUGGUAUUUAAAAACGCACAUAGACUCUGUGCAUAAGGGAGUAUUUUUCUAUUGUGACCAAUGUAAAUAUAAAGGUAGAUCGUUACAUAUUCUGACAGCCCACAAAAAAAGAAGGCAUGAUGUAAAACUCUUUCAAUGUGAUGCUUGUGAAUUUGGAUGUUCUGUUCCAAUUGAAUUAAAACGUCAUAAAGAAAGUAAGCACGAAGGUGUUACUUAUCCCUGUACACAGUGUGAUUAUGUAGGUGCAUGGCGUCAUUGUUUGAUAAGGCAUAUCAGAAAGGUUCAUGAAAAUCUUGUUUAUCCCUGUAAGCAUUGUGAUUACACUAGCACCUGUAUAUCUACAUUUAAAAUUCAUGUUGAAACUAAACAUCUCGGUAUAAGAUAUCACUGUGGUAUUUGUGAAUCCAAUUUUGCAAGCAAGAGUGCAAGAGCUUCCCACAGAAUGAAGAAGCAUGGUGCAAAGAGAUAAUUAUAGAUCUUAAACCCCUCAUUUUCAAAGAUAAUUUUAAAUUAAAAAUAAAUAAAUUGUUCUGUAGACUUUUCUUGUGAUAUCUCGUCUAUUUAUUAAUUUGAUUUCUUGUAUAUUU